AUGAGCAGAGUAGCCGAUUCGAGUGCCUUCAAUGGGGAUUUUGCAACGGCAGUGAACCACCUGCUCAAUUUCCCUGAAACCAUUGACAAGUUCAUGCUCCCUUAUCGGGCUCACGAAACCAACAACGAGAACAAAGGAGCGGCUAGCAUUCCAGUGGACAUUUUGGACUCUCCCAAGGAGUAUAUAUUUUUCUUGGACUUGCCUGGCUUGUCCAAAUCUGAUAUUCAGGUAACAGUUGAAGAUGAAAACACUCUGGUGAUCCGAAGCAAUGGGAAGAGGAAACGUGAAGAUGGGGAGGAGGAAGGCUGCAAGUACCUGAGGCUUGAGAGGAGAGGACCCCAGAAGCUGUUGAGGAAGUUUAGGUUGCCCCAAAAUGCGAAUGUAGGAGCCAUAUCUGCCAAAUGCGAAAAUGGGGUUCUCACUGUGGUGGUUGAGAAGCUUCCUCCACCUCCCAAGCCCAAAACAGUUGAAGUUUCUAUCUCUUGA
Molecule: messenger RNA, 486 nt
Organism: Prunus armeniaca (apricot)
Lineage: Eukaryota; Viridiplantae; Streptophyta; Magnoliopsida; Rosales; Rosaceae
Source: the annotation of a GenBank genome assembly